UGCACCCACUGGGUGUAGUCCUCGAGACCACGGUCGACUGCGGGCAGUCGGUUGGGGUCUGAGAAUAUCUUCUUCUCUUCUUUUUUCUUCUACUCGGUCUGGGCAGACCGUGUCGAGUGGAAUCCGAACCAGUGGGGGCACGCUAAGUGCACCCACUGGGUGUAGUCCCAGAGACUACUGUAGAAUGUUUGAUUCUGCGGUAGUCUUAGAGCUCUAUUCACUCGGAAACGGCCGAUCUUUGAUCUUGUCUACUGAUGUAUCUUUUUGCCGACUGUAAAAAUCCUGUGAGCUUAUCUCCAAGUUCGCCGAUUUCGAGAAGAAGCAGAGACAACUCAACCUUGACUUGGAGCUGAGCAAUCAGAACUUGAAAAGGGCCAAAGACGAAGUAGCUGGUACGGAAGAGAACAUGAAGCAAGCCAUGGUACAGAAGGAUCUUGACCUUGCAGCUGCGCAGACGGAGGCUAAGGAGAAGACCGCACUUGCUGACAAGAAGCUGGCCUCAGUCGGAGUGCUGGAGGAAGACAACGCCAAGCUAAAGACAGCCCUCACCGAGGCCAACAAAGAAGUGACUCGUCUGAAGAAAGACAAAGUUGCUUUGAACGAGAAGAUCGAAGGUAUUUCUCUUAAGAGAAAUGACCUGGAGGUUUAUUUGGAGGCACUCGCCAAGAAAUUGUUCCUUAUACUCGAAGAAUUCUGCCAGAACUUUGAAGAAGAAACUAGACGGAUCGAGAUAGGCUUGGACCCCAUCCUUUCUCCUGUCGGUGAUGAAGCUGCCAUGAACGUGCUUCGACUGGAGUCCCGCGUCGCCAACGUCAUGGGUUACCUCGCACGCCUGAAGGUUGAGGUGUCGCGGAUUGACUCGGCACUUUGGCCACGGGAGACGCUCCAGAAUGACCUCGAGUCCUUGAUGACUCGACUCAAUGGUGUCCCUGGCCGAGUGCAGGAGUGGAAUAAGUCAUCUGCUCAAUGCGGUGUUGAUGUGGCUCUGUCGCUGGUUUGUGUCCACUGCAAGGAAGCCCGAGAAGAGAAGCUGGCAGCGAUCAAUGUUGCCAAUACCAAAAGGCAUGGCUUCCAAUCCUUCAUGGAAACCUUCAUUGCUGCUGCCACUCGGAUUGGUGACGGAAUUGAUCUGGACGAGUUCGUCGAGCCUGCUAGCCCUCCUCAUGCGGAGUGA
Messenger RNA from Triticum dicoccoides, 1174 nucleotides. RefSeq lists its product as uncharacterized. The record is from RefSeq and is a predicted model, not a curated record. The transcript has 3 exons. Bases 407 to 1174 code for a protein of 255 amino acids. Lineage: Eukaryota; Viridiplantae; Streptophyta; Magnoliopsida; Poales; Poaceae.